This is a messenger RNA of Ixodes scapularis (black-legged tick), 1274 nucleotides long. Its product is annotated as vegetative cell wall protein gp1-like. The record is from RefSeq and is a predicted model, not a curated record. The transcript has 4 exons. NCBI's taxonomy places the organism in Eukaryota, Metazoa, Arthropoda, Arachnida, Ixodida, Ixodidae. Bases 1 to 669 code for a protein of 222 amino acids.
AUGGGGCACAACCCCCCACUGGCUUUGGCACCAGAAGCACCAGUACCGCAAGCCCUGGCACCGCCAGUCCUGCCUCAGCCAGUUCCACUACGGCCAAUCCUGCCACCACUAGUCCCCCCACAACUAGCUUCGGCAGAACAAGCACCAGUACCGAAAGCCCUGCCACCGCCAGUUCUGCCACAACCAGUUCUGCCACAACCAGUGCUGGCUCCACAAGCCCCAGCACCACCGCUUCUGGAACCGCCAGUCUUGGCGGAUCCAGAAAUCGAAGUACAAGAGCAAGUGCCAGCCGCACCGCCAGCCCAGGAAGAGCCUGUAGUGCUUCCCGGCAAUGCUGCUGAAGUUCAGCCAUUUCUGGAGCCCGGUGACAUGGAAGCACUGAUGGAUGCAGGCACGGACUCCAUAUUCGUUCGGGACAUCUGCAGAGCGCUAUGGCCGGAUAACCUGAGGAACAGAAGCCUCACAGGGACCCCCUGCCGUCGUCUUUUGAAAAGUGGCGCAUUGGGAAGGCAAGCCCUGACUCCUCAAAAACUGAAAUAUAUUCGCCGUGCCCUCGCAGCAUACAUCGAGAGGAACCCGUCACCAGUUGUGUCGGCCGCCCUGAGACUUGGUCAGCUCAACACGCACAUCCGGAGGUUGCUGGGAGACGAGAACAGAAAGCGCCACUGAGCAGCAGCAGCAGCAUAUUUUAUACUCCGUGACAACAGUUGCGUGCAGUACAGGCAAAGGCAACGCCAAGCGAGGGGAGAAAGGGCAAGUAAUAAGAAGGCUGGCUAGGAGGAGAGAAUACUCUUUUCUUGAACGUUCCUAGUGCUGUCCCUUUGUCCCCUCAUCCUCCUUCGCCCUCCUCUCCCGUCCCGCCUUCCUAGUGUUCGCCCUUUCUCUCUUUGCCUGGUGUUGCGUUCGCCUGCACUGCACACAGCUACAGAGUAUAACUGCACUUUUAUUGGAAUUAACUUUCUGUUGCUUUUUUACUAAAGCAUUUUUUUUAUAUUUUUAGUAACGGAGUGUCACAUCUCAAGCUGAGUUCUUGUUUUUAAUGUAUCUUUUCUAAAAAAAAAAAAAAAAAAAAAAACUAUGCUCAUUUAAUUUCGCACAUAUAUUCUACAUGUUACUGGCUUUGAACUGAACCGAAAAGAAAAUAAAUAUGAGCAUGCAGCAUGCAAGAAAAAAAAUAGUUCUUUCUAGUCAUAAGCCAUUAGGGGGAAACUUUUAUAUUUAAAAUUUUUUUACGUUAUAGUGUAGUGAAUUCUUAAAACAUUUCGGUUCAAACU